Messenger RNA from Episyrphus balteatus (marmalade hoverfly), 3547 nucleotides. Its product is annotated as calcium/calmodulin-dependent protein kinase kinase 1. Gene Ontology annotation, cellular component: cytoplasm. The record is from RefSeq and is a predicted model, not a curated record. The transcript has 6 exons. NCBI's taxonomy places the organism in Eukaryota, Metazoa, Arthropoda, Insecta, Diptera, Syrphidae. Gene Ontology annotation, molecular function: calcium/calmodulin-dependent protein kinase activity; calmodulin binding; ATP binding. The coding region runs from base 799 to 3498 and encodes 899 amino acids. Gene Ontology annotation, biological process: intracellular signal transduction; positive regulation of protein kinase activity; protein phosphorylation.
ACAUAAAUUUGCGUCUUUCAAUAAAAUUUGUAUUUGAUUUGUAUUUCGUUUUUUACAUACGUUUUCUUCUAAUUCAAUGAAUUUUGAGCUUUUGCAAUAAAUAAAAUUUAAUCCUUCGACCUUCUGUUCAUUUGAUAUACCUACUACCUUUGUUUUGUUCCUUUGUAUGUUUAUGUUAUAUAUGGGGGUUUGAAAUUGCUUCCGAUAAGUUUGCAGUGAUAUUGAUUAAAUUCGGAAAAAAAAAAAACACCAUCAGGCAUUUUAUUCCUUUUAACCUCUGAAUAUUGUCUUCUUGCAUGCUCCUAAGUUUAAUAACAUAUUAGUGUCCUUAAGGAAGAAAACAAAUACAGGAAUAUCCCUAUCCCAUUGUUUGUGUAUUUUAUUCUAUUAUGUUUGUGUGUGUGUGUUAGCCUUAGAGAUUUAAGGAUUCAAUCAGAUUUGUGUAUAAAUAUUAUAUUGGUAGUGAAGAGUGCGCGCGUUCAGAGCGGAAGUGAAGGGUCGAAUGUAAAUAUUUGUCUUUUGUGUUUCAGAGAGUAUCUUCAAGCGUGUUUUUAAAUGAUUUUUAAAUAAAAACAAAAAACACACAGAACAAAAAAUUAAAAAUAAAACCAACGAGUUGGAAAAAAAAAUUCCAAUGUAUUAAAGCUGUUUGUUUUAUUUUUUUUUUGCAAAAUAAAAAAAAAAAUCUAAUCUCGCAGCCAGAAAGAAAAGCAUGAUUUGCAACUUAAAAGGGCACCAAAAGUACUUAUCUUAAAAGCUGCUGUUAUAUACUAUAAAAUUAAGGUUUAUUCAAUCAAAAUGGACCCAUUAAUCGAAACCAUGGACCAAAAAAGCAUAGGGAAUAAGAAACUAACUAGCGGGCAAAAUCCAAAUGAACAACGCUCAAAACUAAUGCACAAAAUUCAAAACCAAGAACCAAUUAGUUCCAUAAUACUUUCCCCUACAAAUGCAGAAGUGUCCCCAUCAUCAUACGAUGACUGCUCUCUAAAGAAUAACCAUAUCUCAGAGCAAAAUCAUCAUCAUUGUCGAUCCACAACUAACUACAGAGAAAACGAUAAGCCAAUCAAUAUCGAACCUCAAAAACAACAAAAACACGAUGAAAUCGAUGACUACGAUGACAACAAAGAUGUUAUCGUUGUCAGAGAAUUUAGUAGCAAUAAUCAAAAUGCUAUCAUCACCACCACCAUCAGUCCGGAAUCGACAACCAUAACCGAGAAAAUGGAAAAUCUGCUUAUCCAAGGGGAUAUAAAGUCUAAUAAUCCGAACCAAAUUAAUCAGUGUGAUAAUAAGAAAUCAGAAGGUAGUGGCAAUCCAAUUCAAAUUCCAUCAUAUUCCAUCGCACCAAAUCGAACCACCACCACCAGUGGCGUAUCAACCACGUCAACCACUCCAACAUCCUGCACUGACAUAAUACUCAAUUGUGAUAUCUCUCAACCAUGCCACCAUCUUCCACAAUCCUCAUUACCCGAGACCAUCAAGCCAACCACCAUUCCAAAUGUUAUAACUCGCAACAUAAUUGCAUCUAAUGGCAGAGAAUUGAGUAACCAUCACAUUGGCAGUGGGACAGAAGAAAGGAAAACUGUUGUACUACAACGUCGUCAGCUACCUAUUAUCAAGGCACAGUCCUUGGAUAUGUCAUGUGACGAUUAUUCGGUUGACCAAAUCCAUUCCCACCACCACCACUUCCAGAACAACCAUUAUGUGUUACAUCAAAACCACAACUACCGUUCCCACCUCCAUAAUCAGCAUCUUCAUAAUUUUCACAAUUUUUCAUCAUGCAACCCGACGGCCACUUCGUCGUUAUCGGGCAAAGCAAAGCAAACAAUUAAUAAUAAAGGUUCCUCUUUAGUUAACCAGCAAAAACAGUCUGAGGAGGAGGAAGCUUUACGUCAUUCUAAAGUAAUUGGUAACUCUUCCACGGAAGAUGCUGACGAUGAAGAUUAUGAUGAAGAAACGACGCCAUCGCGACGAACACCUUUAGCGGCAAAUUUACUCAGAAGCCAUACUUUGGAUGAAGAAGGUCCUGCAGCACAUAAAAAUCAUCAUCACCAUCCACGUGGAAGUCUUGAUAUAACUUCAUCUGCUGGUCUAGCAGUUGAUAGUCGAACUCCCUCCAAUCAUCCGAAAGAGAAUAACCUUGCCAAAGGACAUCUGCCAAGCGUACAAUCAUUAGAAUCACGACCCAUUUAUCCAAAUGUGCCAUAUAGCCCAUAUGCGAGUCCAUACGGUAGUCCGCGGAGUCACCGACGAAAGACACCACUAAGAGAAUCCCGCAGGAUAUCCAUUGAACAAUCGGGUAGUUUUCUGCAAUUGAAUCAAUACAAACUUAUGGAUCAAAUUGGACAGGGUUCAUAUGGUCUAGUCAAGUUGGCUUAUUCUGAAGAAGAUUCCACACAUUAUGCGAUGAAGAUUCUAUCGAAACGUCGUCUUUUGCGCAAAGCUGGUCUUAUGAGUCGUGGUCCUAAGAGAACCACAACAUCACCGCUAGAUAGAGUCUAUCGAGAAAUUGCUGUCUUAAAGAAACUCGAUCAUCCAAAUGUUGUAAAGCUAGUUGAAGUUUUAGAUGAUCCAUUGGAAGACUCUUUGUAUCUUGUAUUUGAACUUGUCAAGCAAGGGGAGGUUCUUGAGAUUCCAACAGAAAAACCACUGACUGAAGAACGUGCAUGGAGUGUAUUUCGAGAUGUUGUGCAGGGAUUGGAAUAUUUGCAUUAUCAACGCAUUAUUCACGCUGACAUCAAGCCAGGUAAUUUGCUUCUAACCGAAUGUGGACACGUUAAAAUAGCCGACUUGGGGGUGUGCAAUGAAUUCUUUGGAGAGGAUGCAACUAUGAAUAAUGGCUCUACAGCUGGGACACCGGCAUUCCGGGCACCGGAAACUCUAUUUCCGGGACAGCACUUGUAUAGUGGAAAGGCAGCUGAUAUUUGGGCAUUGGGUGCAACGCUAUACGCCUUAGUGUAUGGCAAUGUACCUUUUGUGGCAAGUUCGGUGCCGUUUCUAUAUGAAAAAAUUAAAAAUGAGGUUCUUGUUAUACCUGAUAUGCCAAAAGUUAGCUGUGAGUUGAUUGAUCUUAUUGAAAAAAUGCUUACAAAGGAUCCGGGAAAGAGGAUAACGCUUCCACAAAUUAAGGAACAUCCAUGGGUAACAGCAAAUGGUGUCAACAAUCUGCCAACAGAAGAUGAAAACUGUCGUCUCGUACAAAUAAGUGAGGAGGAUAUUAAUAGUGUUGUUAAAAGCAUUCCAAAACUAGACACAUUAAUUUUAAUCAAAACAAUGCUUAAAAAUCACUCAUUUUUGAAUCCCUUCAAUCGAGGAAUAUCCGGCCGUGCUCCACAACGAGGUGGAUCCCGUUUGGAGAGAUUUACCCGAGCAGGACGAUCAAAUUCUGCUCCCGGAGCAUAUCAUUUGCCAAUCGAUAGACAACUCUCUGGUGACAAUAUUCUACCAGCUUUAUCAGAACAUAUUGUCAGUUCGAAUUGUGACAUUUCAGAGGAUUCCUAAAUGCUUUAAGCAAAAAAAAAAAAAAACAAUUACUAUAUUAUUGCCAAAA